GAAACUUGUCGGUUCAGAGGAGGAUACGCUGCUGCAUAUAAAUAUGUAAGUCCAUUUUACCGAAGACCGGUUUAGAAAGCAGGCGAACUGUUCAACCAGAGCGACAAUAAAAGCGAUACAAACUGUUUGGUGCGGGGUGUUUGGGGUGUCUUCUGCUUGAAAAUGGAUUGAUCAUCGACCCUUUGAAGAACUGUUGUCACUUCUGAUCCCAGGUCUGCAGUCUAACAAGAAAACCCCCCCACCGCGUCCUAAAAGCUUUGGAGAUAUCUUAGGACUGUUAAUAAUAUAAUUUGCCCAGUGGUUUGGACUCCCUUUAACUGUUAUCAUCUUUCUUUCCCACAUCUCAGGUCCCAACUGCCAGUUCAAGAUGACAGAGAAGGUCCCGUGGUGGAAGGUGUUCAUUCCAAAGAAAAAGAGUGCGGAUCCUUACGGCUUGGGCCCAGACUUCAACCCUUUCGCCCAGCAACCAGAGAGGCUGAAAGACCCGUCUUCUUCGUCCAAGACCACCACCACCGACCAGACCGUCCCGGCGCAGGGCUCCAGCUUGCUCAGCGACGAAACCUUCGACGACUCCAAGCUGGAAUCGGUGUUCAACGAGCAGACGUGCCGCAGGAACAUGAAGGUUUCCCGCUCGGGUCGGUUCAAGGAGAAGAAGAGGCCGCGCUCGAGCCUUCCCAUCGAGGAGAAGGGGAGGGAAGCCGCAGCACCAGGAAGGGAGGACAAACGAUGACCCUGGGGAGAGUGGUGUGUGUGUGUGUGUGUGUGUGAGCGCAUGUAAAAAGACUGCUUCACAGUAUUGCUUCAAAAGAAGGAGUGGGGUUUAAAUAGCUGAAGGAACUUUAGUCUCAUGAGGCAUUGUACUGUACUGAGCGCUGGGGAUGAUGUUCACGUGGGUUUUAUAUCAAUAAUGCAGAAUUCUGAAUAUGAGUACAAUUAUAUUUUUAAGAUUUAAGACGUUUCGUAGGGUUAUGUUACGAAUGUCUUAUGUUUUUUUUUUUCUCAUCAAGGUCAUUGAACCAUUUUGCACAUGAAAUGUCACAAACGCAACUCAAAGGACCAGUAUAAGAACCAAUGGGCUGGUAUCGGAUUCUCUCUGAAAAUUCUGAGUAAAGGUAUCAUGGACUGACAACAUCGUGGACUGGCGACUUGUCCAGUUAUGGGUACCGUCCCACAGUUUUUUCCUCAACUGUACCAGCAAUAUCUUAAGGUUGAUAAGUGGGACUUCUUUAGUUUCUGUAUCUCAAAUGUCCACUGCUUUUGCAAUUAAAAUAUUUCCAAAUGGCAGAAUUGGUUCACCAAAAGAAGCCAUCAUUAAGCUGACGUUGAACACCAGAAACUUCUAUGAUGGAAUUAUUUUUGAAUGGUUUUGAAACUAAUUUUUUUUUUGAAAACCUUGAUUUUUUUUAUCAUGAUUCUCUCAUUUUUAUUUUAGUUUUUUUUUUACAGUUCAUCAAAUCACAAUAACUUUUUUUUUUUUAAAAAGCAGUGAUCAAAAGCUGUUUCUCGAAAAAGUGAAAUGCCUCUUUGAAAUGAUGUUCAAAAAAUUGUUUUCCAAUAUUUGCUGUAAAAGAAAACAAUGUUAAUGUGCUACAAAUAAUUUUUCUGUGAUGAAGGAUAGUGCUUGUUUUUGCAAGACUUUCGCAAAACGUUUGACUCUGGGCGGUCUGAAGGAUUCCAGUGAAGGUGAAUCAGAUGCACAACAUUUACCAGCAAAAAGCAAAAGCUAAUGAAGGAUUAAAUUCAAUCAGGCGUAUUUUACAAGUUUUGUUGCAAAGCUGCCUCUACUGAAAACAAUAUGCUCUUGAUAUCCAGAUGAAGGUAUGACAUGUGACAUAUAUAUUUGUUUUUAUUUAAAAAAAGGAGCUGUGUAGUUUUGAUCACUUGUGAAUGCUUAACAUGAAGGCAAAAUUAGAAAUAAAUCUGAUGCUACCA
Molecule: messenger RNA, 1932 nt
Organism: Gambusia affinis (western mosquitofish)
Lineage: Eukaryota; Metazoa; Chordata; Actinopteri; Cyprinodontiformes; Poeciliidae
Product: proline-rich protein 15
Exons: 2
Coding region: 368-730 (120 amino acids)
Source: RefSeq, a predicted model, not a curated record